Molecule: messenger RNA, 557 nt
Organism: Salvelinus sp. IW2-2015
Lineage: Eukaryota; Metazoa; Chordata; Actinopteri; Salmoniformes; Salmonidae
Source: RefSeq, a predicted model, not a curated record
GAGAGCUAUUACCCCCUCUGACUCCAACACGGAGAGACUCACUCAUUUCCCCCACUCUCAACAGCUGAGUUCUACUAGACUGGACUGGACUCUCUCUCUCUCUCUCUCUCUCUCUCUCUCUCUUCUCUGGAUACCUUUAUUCUUCACAAAAAAAUGGAGAUUUCUGUCAAGGAUAUGAAGAAACCAAGAUCAGUGUUCAGCAAUAUAAAGCUGUUUGUGCUGUGUCAUGGCCUGCUGCAGCUCACCCAGCUGCUCUACAGCUCCUAUUUUAAGAGCACCAUCACCACCAUCGAGAGACGCUUCGGCCUCAGUAGCUUCUCCUCCGGCACCGUCUCCUCUCUGCAUGAGGUGGGGAACACAGUUCUGAUAGUGUUUGUGAGUUACCUGGGCAGCAGGGUCCAUCGGCCUCGUCUCGUUGGACUGGGUGGCCUGCUGACGUCCAUCAGUGCUCUGAUCCUGGCCUUACCUCAUUUUCUGUCCCAGCCCUAUGAGUACGUCUAUCGAGUGGGGAACACAGACCUGCUGUAUCCUGGUUACAGGGCUCUCUCUGUGUCUAG